Molecule: messenger RNA, 3062 nt
Organism: Hippocampus zosterae (dwarf seahorse)
Lineage: Eukaryota; Metazoa; Chordata; Actinopteri; Syngnathiformes; Syngnathidae
Gene: nt5dc2
Product: 5'-nucleotidase domain containing 2
Exons: 14
Coding region: 97-1890 (597 amino acids)
Molecular function (GO): 5'-nucleotidase activity
Source: RefSeq, a predicted model, not a curated record
AAGCAGGGUAAGAGUAUUAGUACAGUCUUACUUGUGGAUUCACCCGUUGUUGACGUUCACGCCCAGUAAGCUUGAGCAAUUUUUCAGGCUCCUGCAAUGUCGCUGAAAUUCGCGGCCACGUCGCUGACUCGCAGCCUCGGGAGCGGACGAAGUCGAAAACAAUCCGCCAAAAUAAACCGCGCGUGCUGCGUCACGUUACUUGGCCACGAUGGGACAAAGGAGCGAAGCAGUUGCUCCUCCGGCGGCUCCAGGGGGCCGAGUGGCGACGUGCAACCGUGCAGCGAAACGCUCCACGCGGCGGCCGGACAGCGAGCCGAGGAGCCCGCGGGUGCGCCCGGUGUGACUGGCGCAAGGAGACGGGCGUCAACGUCUUCUGCCACCGCGGAUCCCGUGGACCACAAGACCUACAUGUGGGCUCGUUACGCUGAUCUGAGACGGCUGGUUCACGAUCUAAUUCCACCCGGAGCGUGCAAGUCCCUCAAUUCAUCAGCCAUCUACGCCAACAAUGAAGUCAGCUUGGCCGAAGUGGACAUCUACGGCUUUGACUACGACUACACGCUGGCUCUGUAUUCCAAUGCGCUCAACACAAUGAUUUACAACACAGCCAGGGACUUUCUCAUUGAGCACUUCAAGUACCCCGAGGGAAUCCUCAACUAUGAUUACAUUCCCAACUUUGCGGCUCGGGGGCUUCACUAUGAUAUCCAGAAGGGCCUCCUGAUGAAGAUAGAUGCCUUCCAUUACAUCCAGCCAGGAACAGUAUACAGGGGCCUGAGCCCCGUGCCAGACGAGGAGGUCCUCAAACUCUACGGGGGAACUUACCACAUCCCUCUGCAGCUGGAUAGCGGCUUCUAUGGAAAAGGCCCAAAGGUGAAACAGUUCAUGGACAUCUUCUCCAUCCCUGAGAUGACCCUCUUGGCUGUGGCAAAUGAUUUCUUCAUCACCAACGACAUUGAUUACGAUCCGGUUCACCUCUCCAAAGACGUCUCCGAAGCAAUCGGCAUGGUGCACCUCAAAGGCUUCAUGUACAAAUGGAUCAUGCAAGACCUUGACAAGUUCAUUCUGAGAGGAGAUGAGACUGAUGCUGUUUUGCACCGACUCGUCAGUCAUGGAAAGAAACUUUUCCUCAUCACCAACAGUCCCUUCAGCUUUGUGGAUAAAGGCAUGACGCACAUGGUGGGCAAAGAGUGGAGAGACUUCUUUGAUGUCAUCAUCGUGCAGGCAGACAAACCUCACUUCUUCACUGACUGUGUCAAACCCUUCCGUCGUCUGGAUGGCAAUGGGGACCUUCGCUGGGAAAAGAUCAGCAGUUUAGACAAAGGCCACAUCUACAAACAGGGAAACCUGUUUGACUUUCUCAGGUUAACGGGCUGGCGAGGAUCGAAGGUUCUUUACUUUGGAGACCAUCUUUAUAGCGACUUGGCUGACCUGACGCUGCGACACGGCUGGCGUACGGGCGCCAUUGUACCCGAACUGGAGCAUGAAACCAAAGUCGUGAGCACUGAGCGCUACUCUGUCAGCCUCACUUGGCUGCAGGCCCUCACUGGCCUGAUGGAACGAUUACAGACGCACCGUGACCCGGACUCCAAACAGGUGCUAGACGAGUGGCAGAAGGAGCGAGACGAACUUAGGGUGAUGACAAAGAACUUAUUCAACCCUCAGUUCGGCAGCAUCUUUCGAACGUGCCACAACCCCACGUACUUCUCCCGACGCCUGUCUCGCUUCUCCGACCUCUACAUGGCCUCCCUCAGCUGUCUCCUGAACUACGACCCUUCUCACACCUUCUACCCACGCCGCACCCCUCUGCAACACGAGUCGCCGCUGUGGAUGGACCAGCUCUGCACCGGAUGCAUGAAAACGCCGUUUCUGGAGGAAAUGGCUCAAAUUCGAUGAGCGCAUGGAUUUUUCAGACACUCGAUUGCCUUUUACAACAAAUAUGUUUGGGUGCGGCAAAGCGCCACAAAAUUGUACAUUGUGACCAGUUUCGCCAAAGAAGUAGAUGGGAAAACAGCCUGAAGAAAGUAAAGCUGAUUGGGCUGCUUCAACUCAUCAAAAAAAAAACAAAAAAACUACAUACGCACAAGUAGCUUUUCCUAUUUACAGUAGUUGUGGCAAUAAACUAGUGUGUGCAUAAAUAGUGGACUGCGGUUCACUCUUUCAUCUCAAGUAGGCGUUUACAUCUUUCAUUGCUUUUAUAAUUUUUACAUGAAGGAACUCACAUGGGGAAAAUAAUGAAGCAUUGAAUGACUACACUAUUAAGGAAAAAAUUUGAAUGCAAUGGUACUUUGACUUGCAAGUUUUAUGAGUUGUCAUUUGGCUGGGUUUUUUUUUAAUAUACAGUACAAGCAAAAUUGGAUGGAAUGGAUUCAUUGCAUCACCAUUCAUUUCAGCGGGGAAAGAUGAUUUGUGACAUGAGUGUUUUGAGAUAUGAGCCAGAUCGCUGAAUUAAUUCAAUUUGUAUCUCAAGGCACCACUGCAGGAACGUCAAAUUGUAAUCUUACAAGUGCAGUCAUAUUUUCAAGGGAAAAAAAUGGCAUAAUGCGAGAAUCAAGUCUAGCCAUCAACUUAAUCACUCUGCGAAAGGUUAUUCAGAGGGAAGAUACCUUUCCCCCGCCCUACGUAGUUGUUUUAACUUUAAUGUAAAAUUAAAACUUUUUCCCUCUCAUACUAUUUAGUUUCUGUGCAGCCUUAAUAGUUAUUUGUGAAAAAUGUCUUUGUGUAUAAUCAUGUCAUUAUGUUUUUUGCAGACAGUUUGGUUUGUUCAUUGCAAAGUCCAAAUGUCUCCUGAUCACAAACUCAAGUAAUUGCACGUUGUAAUGUAAUGCUGGUGUUGUUUAGGUCAGGAAAUAGAAUAGGUGGCAACUUCAAACAGCUUUAAAAAAAAGAGGUGGAUUCCUCUGGGCUCUGCGUACCCCUCUUCAGACUUGUCUCAAAUCGUGUCAGAUAGUUGCUGUUCAUGUUUACUUGCAUCGUACGAGUAUUAUCUCAAAGACAAGUACGACUGAGUUCAGUGGCAAUGCAUCUGAUGAAUGUACGUUUCAAUAAACUGUCUCAGCAGGAAAACA